AUGGAAGGCUACCCAGCGGGAGUAGAUCGAAAGGUGAAAAGUUUGUGGAUCUCUGAUUGGGUACUCGGCCAAAUCAAACUUUCGCCGCUGCACUGUUCAUCAUCGUCUUCCAUUGCCGACCACCAUCGGUUUGCCCCUCUGUCGUCGCACCCAGAUCUCCGCUCGUCAUCGCUGUUUCGGGUGUCGUCGAUCUGUCUCCGCCUGCAUCUGGGCGCCGUCGAUCUGUCCCCGCUGGGCUGCUCGCCAUCUAUCUCCGCAUGGCCGCCAUCUUCCUCUACUUUACGGAGCUUAGAGCUCCGACAGGCGAUAAUAAAGGAGAGUGGGAUUCAUGGGUGGAGAUUAAUAUCUCAAUUGGAUUUUUGUUUGGUUUGGGAAUGUUACAGAUUUGUGUAG
Messenger RNA from Linum trigynum, 393 nucleotides. The record is from the annotation of a GenBank genome assembly. NCBI's taxonomy places the organism in Eukaryota, Viridiplantae, Streptophyta, Magnoliopsida, Malpighiales, Linaceae.